This is a messenger RNA of Merops nubicus (carmine bee-eater), 1777 nucleotides long. Its product is annotated as regulator of G-protein signaling 3-like. The record is from RefSeq and is a predicted model, not a curated record. The annotation marks the transcript as partial. Gene Ontology annotation, biological process: signal transduction. NCBI's taxonomy places the organism in Eukaryota, Metazoa, Chordata, Aves, Coraciiformes, Meropidae. Gene Ontology annotation, molecular function: protein binding. The transcript is spliced from 19 exons. Gene Ontology annotation, cellular component: nucleus; plasma membrane.
GCCAGCUGAAGCUGUCCAUCGAGGUGCAGGGCCGGAUCCUGGUGCUGCACAUCCUGGAAGCAAAAGGUCUGAUGGGAAAGGAGCACCGGCCCUGUGACUCCUACGUGAAGAUGUCCAUCGUGCCAGAUGCUGGCUGGAAGUGCAGGCAGAAGACGAGGACGGUGCCAGACAGCCAAAACCCCGUGUUCCACGAGCACUUUGUUUUCCUGGUGCAGGAGGAGCAGGAGCAGAAACGUCUCCUGGUCACGGUCUGGAACCGAGAGAGGAAUUCCAGGCAGAGUGAGCUGGUCGGCUGCAUGAGCUUUGGUGUGAAGUCCCUCCUGGCCCUGCACAAGGAGAUCAGCGGCUGGUACUAUCUCCUCGGGGAGGACCUGGGCAGGACCAAGCACCUGAAGGUGGCCGUGCGGCGGCUGAGGCAGAGCAGAGAUCCCAUGGCCAGACUCCCUGGAGAUGGUGACUCGGGUGUCUCUCUCCAGAUCAGGAUCCCCCGGGGGAGCGACGGGUUUGGCUUCACCAUCUGCUGCGACUCCCCGGUCCGCGUGCAGGCGGUGGACUCGGGUGGCCCAGCAGAAAAGGCUGGUCUGCAGCAGCUCGACACGGUGCUGCAGCUGAACGAGCAGCCUGUGGAGCACUGGAAAUGUGUGGAGCUGGCACACGAAAUCCGGAACUGUCCCACUGAGAUCAUCCUGCUGGUCUGGAGGCUGGUCCCUCAGGUGAAGCCGGGGCACGAGGGCAUGAUCCGCAGAUCCUCCUGCAAGUCUGCCUACGACCUCCAGUCCCCUCCCCACAAGCGGGAGAAGAACGGCCCCGAGCAGCGCCGCAGCUGCCACCUGCUGUGCGACGGGAGCGACCGCCUGCUGCUCGACGGCUGGGAGAGGUACACAGAGCUGGGCAAGGGCAGCCAGAACACCAUGCCAGCCCUGUCCCGGGGCCACGCCGACCAGAACUACAUCAUCUUGGCACCUUUGAACCCGGGGAGCCAGCUGCUGAGGCCUGUCUAUCAGGAGAACAACACUACUGAGAAAUGUGGAAAUGCAUGUAAAGGGAAAUCACACGUGGGCUCUGGGAGGAAAUCCAGGCUGAUGAAGACUGUGCAGACGAUGAAGAGCUAUGGGAACUACCAGAACUGCACCAUCGUGAGGCCACACAUCCCCCACUCCAGCUAUGGCACCUAUGUGACCCUGGCUCCCAAGGUGCUGGUGUUCCCUGUCUUUGUCCAGCCCCUAGAUCUUUGCAACCCAGCCCGGACUCUGCUUCUGUCAGAGGAGCUGCUGCUUCAUGAGAGCAGAAGCAGGACUAUACAGGUGACCCUCUUUGUCUACUCUGACCUGCUGCUCUUCACCAAGGAGGAUGAGCCUGGGCGCUGCAACGUGCUGAGGAACCCCCUCUACCUGCAGAGUGUCAAGCUCCAGGAGGGUGAGUGUUCAGAAGAUCGGAAGUUCUGCAUCCUUUACCUUGCAGAGAAGUCGGAGUGCUUAUUAAGUUUGGAGGCUUACUCCCAGGAGCAGAAGAAGAGGAUCUGCUGGUGUCUGGCUGAGAACAUCACCAAGCAGCAACAUCCGGCAUCGGCUCCUGCGGAGGGCAAGAACGGCUGAUUACUCUUCCUUCUGACUCCGUGACCUGAGAUUACCUCGGAGAUGAUGGCUGGCUGUCUCUGAAAGAUGUAGAUUAUCCUUAAGCUAAAUAAUUACGGACACUCGGUGGUGCGGACUUUGUGGGAGCGGAGGACGGGCGCUCCCCUUGUUCCCCGGGGGAGGUGGUGGAUCCUCAGCACUUU